Funneliformis caledonium is the source of this 681-nucleotide messenger RNA. Lineage: Eukaryota; Fungi; Glomeromycota; Glomeromycetes; Glomerales; Glomeraceae. The record is from the annotation of a GenBank genome assembly.
GUUGAAUAUGCUGCAAAAGCCGUUGAUAACAGCGGAACUGCAAUUGGUUUGCGUGUAAAAGAUGGCAUAGUAUUGGCAGUUGAGAAGCUUUUACAAUCAAAAUUGUUGGUACCGAUUUCGAAUCGUUUAAUUCAAACCGUCGAUACUCAUAUCGGGGUGGCAACGGCUGGUUUAUUAGCAGAUGGUCGUCAUAUCAUCAAUCGAGCUAGGGAUGAAGCAGAAAGUUUUCGAAAUAAUUACAGAAUUCAAAUUCCUGGCAAGACUAUUGCUGAUAGAGUAGGUCAAUACGUACAAGCCUAUACAUUAUAUUCUAGUGUUCGACCAUUUGGUAGCAGUGCUAUCAUAGGAGCUGUUGAUAACGAAGGGCCACAACUAUAUAUGAUCGAACCAUCUGGUGUAUACUGGGGUUAUUAUGGUUGUGCGAUCGGUAAGGGUAAACAAGUGGCAAAGACAGAAAUUGAGAAACUUAAUCUUUCCGAGUUAUGUGUUCGCGAUGCUGUAAAUGCAGCUGCCAAAAUCAUUUAUACCGUUCAUGACGAUUCGAAAGAUAAAGCAUUUGAAUUGGAAUUAAGUUGGAUCACAAAUGAGACUAAACGACAUGAAUUUGUACCUAGAGAGAUUGCAGAAGAAGCUGAAAGAUUGGCAAAGGACUCGCUUAAUGAAGAGAUGGAAGAUGAUUAG